This is a messenger RNA of Trichobilharzia szidati, 975 nucleotides long. Lineage: Eukaryota; Metazoa; Platyhelminthes; Trematoda; Strigeidida; Schistosomatidae. The record is from the annotation of a GenBank genome assembly.
AUGUCUUUUUCUUACUACACAGUUAAAAUAUUCAGAAUUUCAAAAAAUGAAUAUCUUUUCGAUAGUUUCAAGCGUAAUUCUCUGUCUGACUCAUCAGAGGUGCACAGCGAUAUUGGAAUAUCAAGUUCUGCUGGCAGACAGCCAAUUUGGUUAAGAUUUACGAAAGAGCACAACCCGAUCAACAAUGCAUGGAGUUGUUUUCAAUCUUAUCGUGCUACUGUUGGACUGCUUGCAUUCGCAUGGUGUGCUAGUCGUCGUGAAAUUGAAGCAGGAAUUAGAGACUAUGCCAAACACAAAAAAAUUAUGUCGGAUACACUCUUGGAGAGUCAUCUUUUCCUAUUGAUCAAACCACUGAUUGACGAAAGUGAUUCAUUAUCAGUUGAAGAAGCAAAUUCUUUUGUGGCGGAAAAAAUAAAAGAAGACUCUCUAUUACUGGGCGAAGUUACCUGUCAUCCAUCAAACCAUCUGUUUGAAGAGGAAAAUAUUCUAAAGGAUUCCGGUGUUUAUACUGCCACAGAUGAAUAUUCUGUUGGUGAAAAAUCACCCAAUCCAAUUAGACCACCAUUCAUUAAUCAUCGAAUCAGUUCAGUGCUUCAGGAAUUAGUUACAACUAUUUAUUGGAGUCUAAAGAAAAUGAUCACAGCCCGAUGUUCAAGUGACAUAAAAUUUAAGAAAACGGAAUCCCAAUCAUCUAAAGAACAAGGUGACUCUAAUGAUGAUGUUUUGAUGGCUCCGGAAGAGAACGAAACCAAAUGGAAUAUUGUUGAUGAGGCUAAAAAAAGAGUAUUGGGUCGUACAAAUGCAUUAUCAGCCUUGACAGCUUUCACAGAACGAUCAGGGGCAAUUAGCUCAGUUAGUGCUCAAGCUGAUGUAAGUUUUGAGUGGUUCGGGUUGUACACUGAAUCACAAUGUGAACUAAUGACAGAUAGUUUCGAUUGUAUGAGAGUUGCAGUUAAUUGGGGCCCAAUGUUGUAG